GUCGAGUUCGAGGCGGUGCACGCCCUGCGCCGCAUCACCCUCAACCGCCCAAAGGCCCUCAACUCGCUCAACGAGGAGAUGGUCGACCUCGUCUACUCGCACCUCGAGCGCAUCGAGGCCAGCGAGCUCGCCAACGUCGUCCUCAUCAAGGGCGCCGGAAAGCACUUCUGCGCCGGCGGAGACGUCGUCUCCUUGAUGAAGCACCUCGAGCACGAGAAGGACUACAAGAAGGCGUCCGGCUUCUUCCACAAGGAGUACCGCACCAACCACCUCCUUGCGACCACGCCCAAGCCGGUCGUCUCGUUCAUGACGGGCGUCGUCUUCGGCGGCGGUGUCGGCAUGACGGGCCACGGCGCUUUCCGCGUCGCGACCGAGACGACCCAGAUCGCCAUGCCUGAAACCAAGAUCGGCCUGUUCCCCGACGUCGGCGCCAACUUCCUCCUCCCUCGCCUCGACGGUCAGCUCGGCCUGUACCUCGGCCUCACGUCGUUCCCGCUCAAGGGCGCCGCCACCUUCUUUGCCGGGCUCGCGACGCACUACGUCCCCUCGGAGCGCCUCGCGGCCCUCGAGACGCGCCUCUCCGAGCUCGACGUCUCGGCGACGCACGACACGGUCAACAGCGUCAUCGAGGAGUUUGCCGCCGACGCGUCCGAGCUCGCGCAGGCGCUCAAGGCGUACCCGCUCGUCGGCCCCGUGCGCCGCGCCAUCGACGCCAUCUUUUCGCGCCCGACGGCCGAGGCCAUGAUUGUCCUCGCGCACGACGGCGAGGUCGACAUGUCGGCGCUGCAGCGGUGGGCGCGCGAGACGCGCGAGGCGAUCGAGCUGCGCAGCCCGACGAGCGUCAAGCUCACGAUCAAGGCCAUCCGCGAGGGCGCCAAGCUGUCGAUCGACGAGGUCCUCAUGAUGGACGCCCGCAUCGCCGCCGCGUGCUGCUCGCCGCCGGUCCACCCCGACUUCAGGACGGGCGUCACCGACCUCUUGAUCAACAAGCGUAAACCCGAGCAGGGCGAGCGCCCCUCGUGGUCCCCGGCGACGCUCAAGGACGUGUCGGACGCCGACAUCCAGCGCUCCUUUUUCGCGUCGCCGCCGCCGUUCUCGAACCCGCCCGUGCCCAACCUGCGCCUCGCCCAGCUGCGCAAGUCGCGCCCGGUCACGCCCCUCGCGCCGUACAAGCAGUCGCCGCACGCCAAGUGGGCCCUGCCCUCGGAGCGCGACGUCGAGAAGAUCGUCAAGGGCGAGGACGCCGGCAGCGACGACUAUGCCGUCACGCGCAACGAGGUCGUUGAGCGGCUCGUGCGGCGGUCGGGCGGCAAGGUCGGCGUCCGGGAGAAGGUCGAGGAGGUCCUCAAGCGCAAGACGGUCCUCGCAGACGAGCAGACGAUCAAGUGGGUCUAG
Molecule: messenger RNA, 1395 nt
Organism: Rhodotorula graminis WP1
Lineage: Eukaryota; Fungi; Basidiomycota; Microbotryomycetes; Sporidiobolales; Sporidiobolaceae
Exons: 7
Biological process (GO): L-valine catabolic process
Cellular component (GO): mitochondrion
Molecular function (GO): 3-hydroxyisobutyryl-CoA hydrolase activity
Source: RefSeq, a predicted model, not a curated record